AUGACCUUUCCUAAGAUUUUCAAAGUGACUAGUGAGCAGUGGAGGCGUCUCUCCGAAGACAAAAAGAGCGAGUGGCAUGCUCUGGCAAACGUGAAGAGGGAAUCCGCCAUGGGCAAAAUUACCUUGCAUAUUGCUAUCGACCCAGACGACGUGGCCGUGAUAGAUCCACGCACAACCUGGCCUCAAGGACUAGCAACAAUCCGUCCGGACGAUCAAGAUGUAACCGUUGCAGUGGACGUAUCAUCAACGCCCCUGCUUUAG
Molecule: messenger RNA, 261 nt
Organism: Penicillium diatomitis
Lineage: Eukaryota; Fungi; Ascomycota; Eurotiomycetes; Eurotiales; Aspergillaceae
Product: HMG-box domain-containing protein
Exons: 2
Coding region: 1-261 (86 amino acids)
Source: RefSeq, a predicted model, not a curated record